AUGUCGGGCACACAGAAUUUGCGGCCGGCAAUGGGCUGCGCCAUGCGGCUCGCAAGCACGGCCAGAUCCUCCACCCUGGCGCAAUCACCAAUGGUCAGCAGUCGCGCGGCGCCAUUCUCGACGACGAGUCACAUGUGCAAGCGAAAGACCAGAGACAACAACAAGAAGCGCGGUGUCAGCAGCCUGUAUCGCUCCGGGCCGCGCGAGCCUCUUUCCAUGUCCAACGUGCCGCUGCCGAAACCUCGCGCCGACUAUAAGCCCGCCAUCGCCGUGGACGAGAGCCACGGCCUCUGGGGCUUCUUCCCGGAACCCAACAAGCUCAUGUGGACGCCGGCCGAGACGGAGAAGCAUGGACGGGCAUGGAGGGUCGAGGAGCUGCGUCGCAAGUCGUGGGAAGACCUGCACGCGCUGUGGUGGACGUGUUGCAGAGAGCGCAACAUGCUGGCGACUUCCAAGGCCGAGCUGGAGAGGACGAAAUUAGGCUUUGGCGAGCGAGAGAUCGAGGCUCGUGAGCUCGAGGUCAACAAGACGAUGAAGGCCAUCAAGCACACUCUGACCGAACGACAAUACACGUGGGAGGACGCGAUCGAAGUUGCCGAGUCGGACCCGGAGAUUGACCUGCAAGCGGAAGAUGGACAGUUCUACAAGCCAUCAGCAUACGAGGAGGAGGCUGAUGUGCCAGACACCUGGGCAUCCGAGGAGGUCACGCCCGAGGCCAGCAAAGGCGAGCCGACCAAGGUGCCAAGCUGA
Messenger RNA from Akanthomyces muscarius, 750 nucleotides. RefSeq lists its product as uncharacterized. Gene Ontology annotation, molecular function: structural constituent of ribosome. NCBI's taxonomy places the organism in Eukaryota, Fungi, Ascomycota, Sordariomycetes, Hypocreales, Cordycipitaceae. The record is from RefSeq and is a predicted model, not a curated record. Gene Ontology annotation, cellular component: mitochondrial large ribosomal subunit; mitochondrial ribosome. Bases 1 to 750 code for a protein of 249 amino acids. The transcript has 2 exons. Gene Ontology annotation, biological process: mitochondrial translation.